Molecule: messenger RNA, 2272 nt
Organism: Malurus melanocephalus (red-backed fairy wren)
Lineage: Eukaryota; Metazoa; Chordata; Aves; Passeriformes; Maluridae
Gene: UBL7
Product: ubiquitin like 7
Exons: 12
Coding region: 114-1259 (381 amino acids)
Biological process (GO): ubiquitin-dependent protein catabolic process
Cellular component (GO): cytosol
Molecular function (GO): polyubiquitin modification-dependent protein binding
Source: RefSeq, a predicted model, not a curated record
GCCCGCCCGACUUCCGCUUCCGGUCCGUGGGGUGAGGCAGCGCGRCGCUGAGGGGCGACACGGCCGGGACCCGCUGAGCGCUGUCCGCUCGCCGGUGCCGCCCGGGAGCUGCCAUGRCCCUGCCGGAGUGGCACAUCGCCGUGAAGCUGGCGGAGCAGCCGCUGGCCCCCAAAUCCAUCCUGCGCCUGCCGGAGACCGAGCUGGGCGAGUGCCCGCUGGGCGGCUGCAGCAUCUCACAGCUCAAACAGCUCAUCACGGGCAAGCUGCAGGAAUCCGUGCCGGACCCCGAGCUCAUCGACCUGAUCUAUUGUGGCCGGAAGCUGAGGGAUGACCAGACCCUGGAUUUUUAUGGAAUCCAGUCCGGCUCCACCGUCCAUGUCCUGCGCAAAUCCUGGCCUGAGCCUGACCAGAAACCAGAGCCUGUGGAUAAGGUGGCAGCCAUUCGGGAAUUCCGUGUUCUCCACACUGCCCUGCACAGCAGCCCUGCCUACAGAGAUGCCGUCUUCAAGAUGCUGGGAAACAAGGAGUCCCUGGAUCAGAUUAUUGUGGCAACUCCUGGCCUCAGCAGCGACCCUGUGGCUCUGGGAGUUCUGCAGGACAAGGAUCUGUUUUCCGUGUUUGCAGACCCCGGCAUGCUGGACACGUUGAUCCCUGCCCACCCUGCCCUGGUCAAUGCCAUCGUCCUGGUGCUGCACUCGGUGGCGGGCAGCACCCCCCUGCCAGCCCCGGACACGUCAUCGCGGGCCAUGGCCUCGGGCUCCUAUCGCGACAUGCCAGGUGGCUUUCUCUUCGAGGGGCUSUCCGACGAUGAAGAUGACUUCCACCAGAGUACAAGGUCCACCCCUUCCAGCAGCACAUCUGGCUCCCGGCCAGCCUCUCUGGGCUACGCGGGGGCUGCGGGCCCUCGGCCCAUCACCCAGAGUGAGCUGGCCACUGCCYUGGCCCUGGCCAGCACCCCUGAGAGCAGCUCCCACACCCCCACCCCGGGCACCCAGGGCCACUCCUCUGGGACGUCCCCGAUGUCCUCCAGUGUCCAGUCAGGGACACCCAUCACCAACGACCUGUUCAGCCAGGCCCUCCAGCACGCCCUGCAGGCCUCAGGGCAGCCCAGCCUCCAGCAGAGCCAGUGGCAGCCCCAGCUGCAGCAGCUGCGGGAUAUGGGAAUCCACGACGAUGAGCUGAGCCUGCGCGCCCUGCAGGCCACGGGAGGGGACAUCCAGGCUGCCCUGGAGCUCAUCUUCGCUGGGGGCGCUCCCUGAAUAUCUGCUGGGCUGGAUGUUCCAUCCCUGCCUUGCCCCGCGCGCGUGACGAAGCCGUUUUUCCCUGCUAUUUCUGCCUCCCCACGCCCCCGGCUCGCUGAGAUCUGCCUGGAUUUUGGGGCUGGAAGUGCUUUUUCCCCGAUUCCCUCCCCRAAAUUGCUCGGGAACAGCCGCUCCGGGGCUGCAGCACAGAAGUUGGCAGCGCUGCCGCUCACGACGCGGGCGCCUGGCAGGGAAGCGCCGCUUGUGCCAGGCUCCUGCAGGCUCGGGGAGCGCUCCUGGCACACGGCGGUGAUGCCCACGGGGCUUUGCCAGGCCGUGCAGCAGCAGAAAUGGRAAAAAAAAAAUCUCUGAAGUGCAGGAUUUUGUUGGGUAUGGGGGAGGAAGCGUUCCCUGGCACAUGCCCAGAGAAGCUGGCGCUGUUUCUGGAUCCCUGAAGUGUGAUGGGGUGGCUUCAAGGUCCCUGUUCCUAAAUUGUCAGGGGUUGAAUGUGACACAWUCCGUGUUUUGGGGUCGAGCUUUGAUGCCCUGACACCUUCCCCAUGUUUUGUSACGUCUCCCACGUUUGGGUUGGAGUUAACCCGCUCUGGCUGGUUCUGUUUGUCCCUGUCCUGUCCCGGUCCCGGCUCCCACCCCGCUCUGAGCCACAGCGCGAGGGCAAAGUCACCUUCGGUGCUUCGAUGGGACUGGGGGAAACUGGGAGAUUUUGGGGGGGAAUCCCAUUUUGGGGAGGGAAUUCCAUUUUGGGAUCCCCAUUUUGGGGAGGAAAUCCCGUUCUGGGGAGGGAAUCCCAUUUUGGGAUCCCAUUUUGGGGAGGAAAUCCCGUUUUGUGAACCCCGUUUUGGGGAGGGAACCUCAUUUUGGGGAGGAAACCGCAUUUUGGGGCAGGAUUUCUCUGGCUGAUCCUUUUCCAUCAUCACUUCUCUUGGUGCUUUCCUGGCUACUUCCAGCUUUGCCCUUGGAGGAAAAGCCAAAAAAGUGCAAUUUUUAGUUUUUCUCUUUUUUCCAGCUGG